This is a messenger RNA of Penicillium nucicola, 1557 nucleotides long. RefSeq lists its product as uncharacterized. Bases 1 to 1557 code for a protein of 518 amino acids. The transcript is spliced from 5 exons. The record is from RefSeq and is a predicted model, not a curated record. Gene Ontology annotation, molecular function: transmembrane transporter activity. Gene Ontology annotation, biological process: transmembrane transport. NCBI's taxonomy places the organism in Eukaryota, Fungi, Ascomycota, Eurotiomycetes, Eurotiales, Aspergillaceae.
AUGGUCAGCAACAGCAAAGCUGAAGCCUCCGCUCAUCAUAUCGAACUUUUGGAGAAUCGUGUUACGACGACAAGAAACACUGGACUGCGAGAUGGUAAAGUGGCUGUUCUCGAUCCGGAGUCACAGAAGGGAGAGGGUUUGAAAACAACGGUGGAUGGACGAAUUGUACUUGUUCCUCAACCGUCAGAGAAUCCCCGAGAUCCUUUGAACUGGAGCUCCAGGAACAGGCAUAUUGUCCUCGCAAUUGUUGUCGCAUGUUCCUUUCUGCCAGACUAUGGUAGCGUGACUGGUGCUGCAACCCUGACGCCCCAAGCGGCGGAGUAUGGAAUUCCACCAGACAAAGUGAACCAUUCUCAGUCCGGAAACCAGUUCAUGGUAGGCGCGGGAGGUGUCGUUGCGGUCAUGAUGUCUGCAUACCUUGGUCGACUGCCGGUGCUGUUCUGGUUCAUGGUCGCAUCGUUCGUGACAGCUGCUGUGCAAGCUAGCUCGAUUGGGUUCAUUGGCUUUUUUGUGCCACGAGUCAUGAACGGAUUCUUCUCGGGGGUUGCUCAGGGAGGCGGUUUGAUGUUUAUCAAGGAUCUAUUCUUCCUGCAUGAGCACGCUCGCAAGAUCAAUCUUUGGCAAUCGUGUGUCAUUCUCUCGCCCUUCUUUGGUCCCCUCCUUGCAUCAUUCAUCACUAUUAGUCUGUCCUGGCGAUGGCCGUUUUGGAUAUAUACCAUUAUGACAGGUCUUGCUCUCCUGGGGGUAGUUCUUUUUGGUGAGGAAACUUAUUACGAUCGCCGAAUCCCAGCGUCGGAUCAGCCAGUCCCUCAGUCUCGGUGGCUGCGACUUAUAGGCGUCGAACAAUGGCGAUCUCGCUCACAACGAAAUUCACUAAGACAAGCUGUCUCACGGUCGUUCGUAGUACUUCGGAAACCGAUCAUUAUACUCACGAAUUUCUAUUACCUUUGCAUAUUUGCAUGGCUAGUAGCCAUCAACGCGACACUUCCAAUUUUACUAGUCCCUUUGUAUGGGUUCGGUCCUAAGCAGAUAGGCUUCAUGUUCUUUUCCCCAGUGGUGGCAGCCAUCGCAGCGUAUAUCAUAGCCCACUGGCUUCAUGAUCUUCUGGCUAAAUUUCACAUGAAGCGAAACGAAGGUCGAUUCGAUCCAGAAUCACGUCUUAUAAUUACUUGGUUCACGAUGCCGUUUAUGCUUGCCGGUCUUUUGAUAAUCGGGUUUACGUUGCAACGCCAUUAUCACUAUAUGCUAGUCGCCCUAGGUUGGGGUUUUUACACUUUCGGAUUAACUCUCAACUCGGCCAGCGUCAAUAUGUACGUGUUGAACUCUUACCCGGAGGCUAGUGGCGAGGUCGGAAUGUGGAUCAAUUUCUCGCGCACCGCAGGGGGAUUUUUGAUCAGCUAUUUCCAGGUUCAAUGGAUUGAUCGCGUGGGUGCAGCAGCGGCAUUUGGGACCCAGGCUGCUGUUUGUGCGGCUGUAUUUCCCAUUGUCAUUCUUUUGCAAUUUCGUGGAAGCCAGUUGAGAGCUUGGGGUGGAGAUUUGAAUUUCAAGACAAAUUAG